Molecule: messenger RNA, 1558 nt
Organism: Pseudogymnoascus destructans
Lineage: Eukaryota; Fungi; Ascomycota; Leotiomycetes; Thelebolales; Thelebolaceae
Exons: 2
Coding region: 459-1226 (255 amino acids)
Biological process (GO): glycoprotein metabolic process
Molecular function (GO): acyltransferase activity, transferring groups other than amino-acyl groups; beta-N-acetylglucosaminidase activity
Source: RefSeq, a predicted model, not a curated record
CCCUUGGGCUCUCCCUCUCAUCACCCGGCGCCAACGCAGGUACCGCACAAGGGCGACGAUCACUUCGGCUCGUGCCCUCGCUCCGGCCACCAUCCCGCCGCACGUCCCUCACGCUACCUGCUCUGUGCGUACGACUUCUGCAUACCUGCAUGGUUACGGGCCAAUCGGGACCUACGCCUUCUCAUGCCCGGAGAACACGCCACAAGGACCGUAAUUGCGAUGUUGGAAAUGGUGCACAAGUUCGUUGUUUGAGUGCAACACGUCCCACCGCGCUGCUCCGUUUACGGCCAGGGGUGUGCGUGGUGUCUGGGGUUCUGAUCUGGGGCCUGGGGGUCUAUCCUGGAAUCGCGGCUGCUGGGGUUCUUUCGAAUCCGCAUUCCACGCUUUGGGCAGACCUACAUGCAUAUAACGGCUCAUUCAGCAACGGCUAUCUAUAACUGCCCCAAGGCCGCGCCAGUAUGGCUCCCUCAAAUUCAAAGAUCGCUGCUGCUCGACUACAGCAGCUUCAGCGCGUCAUGGAGGAGAGCUCACGAAGACCAUUUAUUCGGGCCUAUGGCCCAGCAGAUCUCGAAGCUAUCAUGCACAUUUGCCGUGUUACUGCCCACUCAGCCGCAGCCCAGGAACCAGCCAACACCAUCGUUCCUCUCAUAUUUGUCCUUCCAUAUGUCAUCCUUCAUCCUGAAUACACCUUCGUCCUCGACAACGGGCAUGGCGACUGCGUAGGCUACUGCGUCGCCGCACCAUGUUCAGCAACCUACCUGGAACGCUACAAAUCCGAGUACCUCCCCACCAUCGACCGCUCACUCUACCCACCUCCACCACACUGCCCCAGGGCCGUAGCCGGCAACGAGAUCGAGCGUACAGGCAAAAACGGAGAUGUGGCCGCCGCCCUCAUGCAGCGCCUAUACUACCCCGACGAAUCGGUGCUACAUAGCAAGUGGCCCGGUCUACUUGAGGACUAUCCAGCUCACCUCCAUAUCGAUAUCCUACCCGAGUACCAGGGUCACGGUGGAGGUAAGAAUCUCAUAGCAGCACUCUUGGCUAAACUUCAGGGAGACAGGGUGCGAGGCAUCCAUCUCAUGAAGUCCAGCGAGAACAAGGGCGCUGAAGUAUUCUACUGUCGAAUGGGAUUCGAGCGAUACCCUGUUAUCAUGGAUGGUGGUGAGAGCGGGGAGGUCGGGCAUAAAACCGGGGGAGGAGUUUGCAUGGUUCAGAAAUCGAGCUAAGGGUUUACUUGCACGGCUUCAGCUUGAUUGGGAAUGGAGCUAAAGAAGGGGCGUCGGGGAGUGCCGGAGCACACAGGAAGCGGAGUUCUGGCUUACUUUUUCUUAUCCACAUGAGAUGAUGGCGCAAGCCGCGGGUUCCGACGGCGUGGUAAGGAGUUUGGCUGCUUUUAGUGGAAGAUUUUUGAUUGGCCUAAUGCACUCUUCGCCGUGUCCAUGCGUACAACAUGCGUGCAAUCAUUUCACUGAUAACGAAUCGGAGGGCGGCGCAGGACGCUUGCGCAUGCGCAAGGCUUUCAGAAGGGAGAAGUUGUACCGCCAGUGGGCUGUGGUGU